AUGCUUUCGGGCAAAGACAAGGAUGAGGGUGCAACUCAUCUCGGUGAUUCAGCACUGGACCCUCGCCCCGAGACUGAGGAUCCGAAUGAGGAGUCGGGAUCAGGGCACGUUCAGUGUGUUGUGUGUAGCAGCACAUUCCGACGACCGGAGCAUCUCAAACGUCAUCUGAGGAGCCAUACAAAGGAAAAGCCGUUUGAUGACACCCUACACCGACAUGAGAUCAGUCAUCAUACGCCAGGGAUCGAGGGCAAAGACCGGACCCAUCGAAUUACCGUCAAGACUUUCCGUGCAUGCUUUGGCUGUGCAACGGCACGCGUACGAUGUAGCGGCGGUGCACCAUGUGGACGUUGUGACACCCGUUCGCUCGAUUGUCAAUACCCUACACAAAGACGCUCCAAAGCGAAAGCCUUGAGAGAAUUGGACACCAACGAAGCCGAGAUCGGCAGGCGCAAGGCUGCGCAUCGAGGCUCAAAUGCGAGCACUCACCAACCCCAAUUUUCUGAAGACAAGCAUAAUGAUUCUGCAUCACCAAAACCCUUACUCGGUGUCUUUUCUUCCAAGCCAAACCAGAUGAAGUCGAAUUUGUCGAAUACGCACAGCGCUAUGGGGGAGGCAUCAGCCCCUCAUAUUUACCCGCCAAAUGCGAUGCAGGAACCAUCUGCAGUAAGACAGUUGAAUAUAUACAAUGGAGGCGACAAUAAAAGAUACGACUGUUCCAAUCCGGGUGUUACCAGGCCAAUUCAUGCUUCGUCCAGCUUGGAUUCUGGGGCAGGGGGUCUACAGCCAGAAACGUGCCACUCAGCAGUCGACAUUGAGAUGACAAUGGAAAAUGACGCGGUAUCCCUGGAUUUUGACCCUAGCUUGUUUGACCAAUCAGUGACUUCUACCAUCAACUGGCUACCUGCCGAAUUGCUUCCAGUAGCCUCGGUCGAUCAGACACAGCCCUCUCAUAUCUCUUCACAACACAACCAAGCUCUGGGCCCAGGACCUUACUUCUCCCAAAUGGCGUGGCGGCCCCCGGUCGCUAUCUCAGGACAAAGCGAUCUUGCACAUCGAGAGCCGGCCUCUCAAAGACUGGUGUACAUGCCUGUAGGCAGCAUGGGAAGCCCUGGCCAAUAUUCCCACAGUAUCGGUGAAGCCUCUCCCCAAACAGUAUCAGUGGAAUCGACCAAAAGCUCAGCGGACCAGCUUGAUGGCGCGGGAAACGGACUUCCUAAGCACAACAAGAGACACCAGCCUUGGCCUGGUUCGCCCGGAAAGCCUAUCGGGAUUGGAAAGCAGAUGCUGCUUGAAGAAAAUGAGCAUCGUUUUGAAUUUCCUGUUAUAGCCAAGCCCCGAACAGACCAGAACCCAGAAGUUCUAAACCGACUAGUUCCAAGCAUCGAGCCCUCUACUUACAAUGAAAUUCACCGGCAAUUCAUCCGCCUGUGUCAGCACGACAACCCAUUCUACAAAGCUUUCGACACUGACAGAUUUCCCACCGCUGAUGAAUUGACUUGGCUCAUAGCCUGCUACUUCAGUUCAUUCCAAGCUGUGUAUCCAAUACUCCAUCUUCCGACAUUCAAUCCAAAUACAUGCCACUGGCUUUUGACAACAUCCGUAGCAGCACUUGGUUGUCACGUUGCACAGAUGGCCGAGAUGGAGCAAUGUACAAUUGCUUUUCACGAGUUUCUUCGGCGAGGAAUCCAUGUUGAGAAGGACAAGAACUACCAGGAUCGAACAUCUCUCGACAUCACUCAAGCUAUUCUGUUCAAUUGCAUUGGGCUAUUGCAUAGCAGAAGCGAGCGAGACACACGCUUGGCCUCAAGUUGCUUUAGCGGACUGGUAACGAUUGUGAACAGCACCAGGUUAUUAGCACCGCAGGGGUCUUGUCUUGACGGGACAUCGCAAUCUGCAGACUGGACAUGUUGGGUACAGGACGAGGUCAGAAGACGUACUGGCUACUGCAUAUGGCUCUUGGACUGCACGCUUGCCUACUACUUUGAGUAUAAGCCAUUGCUCUCUCUGGAUGAUGGAAAAGCUUCGCUUCCCGCUCAUGAGAAGUUAUGGCAGGCGACCUCGGCAGGGGACUGGAAACAAUUAUGGGAACAAUCACCAGGUACUACACGCUCAAAGUUUGGGACAAAAUCACCGCUCACUAUUACAGCCAAUGAAUCACUAUACGAUGCAGUCCAUAUUCUCUACGUUGAGAAAAGAUUGAUAUCUGGCAUUGGGGAGUUCAGUCACAUCUUACUUAUACACGCCCUCUAUCAUCGAAUGUGGGAAGUAGGUGACUAUUUCCGUCGCCCCCUAUCCUUCUGGAAUCCCACUGCGAAAAAGCAAUCUCGCGAAACCGCCAUUCCCACAGGCUCAGUCUGGCUCCCCGGAAUUCCGUCUUACUCAAAAUGGCGCAACAGUGCAUGUGACUGCCUGGAUAUUUUGCACUGGACCGCAAAUAGCACAAUAGCCAAAGCCGCCGGCUUCGAGCAUCCCACAGUUCUCCAUCUUCACACCGCACGACUGUAUCUCCUAGCUCCGUUCCGGGAGAUGCGAUCUCUUGCCACCGCUUUGGCAACAGAGAAACUGCACUGGCGAAAAAGACACCAGUCUCUCGAGUGGCAGUAUAUCCGACGCUGGAUAGAAUACGACCAGUACAAAGCGCGCUUAUCGGUUAUUCAUGCCGGUGUGACCCUCUGGCACGUCUGUCGGUACUCCACCAGUGCAUUCCACGAACCUGUCGCGACCUUCAUUGCAGUGCUGACCCUCUGGGCCUACGGAUCUUGCCACGCACGUGCAUCUCAUGAGUCAAGCCCGCAUUCUAACUCUCAGGUCCCGCAUCCUGAGACUUUGCGCGAACCGAGGCUCAUUCAUCUUGAUCGACCUUGCGACGAUGAGCUUGUGCAGCUUUUUGUUCGGGAGGGUCGUGUCAUGAGCGCAAAUGUCACUGGUGUUGGGGAUAUUUGUACAGCUGAGGGUCCCGAACGUCUGUUGCGAGUGGGAUGUGAGAUCAUUGCGGGUUUGACUGCAUGGAGCUGUUCGAAGAGAUUUGUCGCAAUCUUGACCAGACUUGCUGAAUUGACUUCGCAACACACAUCUUGA
This is a messenger RNA of Penicillium brevicompactum, 3078 nucleotides long. RefSeq lists its product as uncharacterized. NCBI's taxonomy places the organism in Eukaryota, Fungi, Ascomycota, Eurotiomycetes, Eurotiales, Aspergillaceae. Gene Ontology annotation, molecular function: DNA-binding transcription factor activity, RNA polymerase II-specific; zinc ion binding; DNA binding. The transcript has 4 exons. Gene Ontology annotation, biological process: regulation of DNA-templated transcription; DNA-templated transcription. The record is from RefSeq and is a predicted model, not a curated record. Bases 1 to 3078 code for a protein of 1025 amino acids.